This is a messenger RNA of Penicillium canescens, 402 nucleotides long. RefSeq lists its product as uncharacterized. The transcript has 2 exons. Bases 1 to 402 code for a protein of 133 amino acids. The record is from RefSeq and is a predicted model, not a curated record. NCBI's taxonomy places the organism in Eukaryota, Fungi, Ascomycota, Eurotiomycetes, Eurotiales, Aspergillaceae.
AUGGCUGAUCUACACUACAAGCUGAACCCACAGCUGUCGGCAGAAGAAGUGUCCCGACUCGUCGAACAGCUCUAUGAAAAUCAACUCGUCCAGGUCGCCAACAAAACCGCGCAAAUCCACCCGCAUAUCCUGGACAUGAGGUGCGGAAGAACUUUCAACCCGGCUAUGACAACAGAAGCUCUAUUGCCAAAGCUGAGAGAGUUGAAGAGACUAGCAGAAGGUUAUUGCAUUUCUGAGUGGUUGUCAGAGGUUCUCCUAGCCUUAAGAGAUCAUUAUGAAGAGGGAGAGGAAGAUGGAGAAGGAGGAGAGGAUGAUGACGAAGAUGAAGAGGAAGAAAGCCGAGACUAUGACCCAUAUAGUAACGUCCUUGAUCUCACAUAUGAUGAGCUUUGGGGCCGAUAG